AUGUUAAGUCCAUUAAAGCGAGCCUUGCGUUCUUUCAAGAUGCCUCAUGGCAAAGUUAUCGUCAUUGCGGGGACCACGGGUGUCGGGAAAUCGCUUUUGUCGAUCCAACUCGCCUCUCAUGUCAAUGGUGAAAUCAUCAAUUCCGAUUCGAUGCAGGUAUACAAAGAUGCUCCGAUUAUCACUAAUAAACAUCCGGUAGAAGAGCGUGAAGGCAUUGUGCAUCAUAUUAUGAACCAUGUUGACUGGGACGAAGACUACUAUUUGCAUAGAUUCGAAAAAGAGUGCUUACAAGCGAUUGAAGACAUACAUGCUCGUGGGAAGACCGCUAUUAUAGUAGGAGGAACCCAUUAUUAUCUGCAGGUACUCUUCAAAAAACGUGUGGAAGAAAAAUUGCGUCCGCUCACUGAAGAUGAACGGAAAUUUUUGGACAGUGAACAACCCGAAUUGAUUCACGCCGAGUUAAAGAAACAUGAUGCCGUGAUUGCGCAAAAAUUCCAUCCCAAUGACACGAGACGUGUGCGUCGUAUGCUUGAGAUAUUUUACACCACUGGUCAAAAGCCUAGUAACAUUUUUGCGGCCCAAAACAAUGCUUUAAUAUAUGACACUUUAUUUUUCUGGAUUUACAGUAAUCCAGAUGUCCUAGGCGCUCGUCUGGACGCUAGAGUUGAUACCAUGCUCAAGUCCGGUGGUUUGGAAGAGAUUGAGCAUCUUUACAAAAUUUAUCAAGAAAAAUCCUAUACACCCGAUCAAUGCCAAUACGGCAUAUGGCAAGUAAUUGGGUUUAAAGAGUUCCUUCCAUGGCUUGAAAAUCGUGACAAAAUUCCUUACGAGCACGGCCUGGAACGCAUGAAAAUAAGGACACGGCAAUACGCCAAGAGGCAAGUAAAAUGGAUACGAAAAAUGCUUCUUCCGGACGUAAGUGAGGAUCUAUAUUUACUUGAUGCAACAGAUCUUGCAAAAUGGGACGAAAAUGUUCGAAAAAGAGCUUUUGAAAUAACCAACAGUUUUAUAACCGGAAAGCGUUCUUUGGAGCCGUAUGCCCCGAAAAGGCUUCAGAGUCAACUGAAGCUAAAUCCAGAAGAAACAAGUAGCCCCAAGGCUACGGGUUGGGAGCAAUUCAGUUGCAUGAAAUGCCGUGACAAAAAUGCUAAACCUCUUAUCUUGGUGGGCCAGAAAAACUGGCAAAUUCACUUGCAGAGCAGGAGACACAGAACGGCGUUAAAGAACGAAAUCAAAAGGAAGAACUUUGAAAAAUUCAAAAACUCAUUGAAUGAAUGUUUUUGA
Lachancea mirantina is the source of this 1284-nucleotide messenger RNA. Lineage: Eukaryota; Fungi; Ascomycota; Saccharomycetes; Saccharomycetales; Saccharomycetaceae. The record is from the annotation of a GenBank genome assembly.